Gordionus sp. m RMFG-2023 is the source of this 336-nucleotide messenger RNA. Its product is annotated as piggyBac transposable element-derived protein 4-like. The transcript has a single exon. Lineage: Eukaryota; Metazoa; Nematomorpha; Gordioida; Chordodea; Parachordodidae. The record is from RefSeq and is a predicted model, not a curated record. The coding region runs from base 1 to 336 and encodes 111 amino acids.
AUGAGAAGAUGGUCAGUGUCUGAUAAAUCUUUUAUCAAUGUCAAAAUUCCGGCCAUAAUUCAAGACUAUAACCGUGGUAUGGGCGGGGUGGAUCUCCAUGAUAUGUUAAUUAAACUCUACAGAACUGACAUAAAAUGGAAGCGUUUUUACAUGCGAGUAUUCUUUCAUUUAUUAGAUUCCUGUGUAGUGAAUUCAUGGUUGCUCUAUAGACGCCACAUGAAACAGAAAAAUAGUAAACAUGUAUCCCUUUUAAUAUUUAAAGAUCAGAUAGCUAAAGGAUUGAUGAUGGUUAAAAAGGAAAAUGAUGGAAAAGAAGAGACCUACGUUGAAGAUUGA